GUCUCCAUCAGUAGCCAUUACCAUUUUGGCGGCAAAAUUCCUCCAUUUAUGCCCAAGCUUUGGAGCUUCCCAUUUGAAUUUCUUCUCGUCUUCUUCUUCUUCUUCUUCUUCUUCUUCUUCUUCAUUGGGUAAGAAGGUUUUUCAGGACGCAAAAGGGUAAUUUUGAUGGAAGGAAGUAAAGGCGAAGUGGUGUUCAAUUCACUCAAUCUGAAUCCACAGCUGUUCAUUAAUGAAGCUCUCAAUACUGUCGACGAUUUAGUUGAUGAUGCUUUCGAUUUCUAUCAAUCACAAGCGUCGGCUGCCUUGAAGACCGAGAGCUCGGAUAGAUCUCAGGAUCUUACCCUAGGAAUAUCGCAAGUCCGAGCGUUGGUCCAAUUGGGUCUGCAUAAGCGAUUGGCCAUGUGGGAAAAGUACUGCCUUAAUCACUGUUUUUCAGUGCCUGAAGGUUUUUCUUUACCCUCAGAUGAUGAAUCACCUGGUGUCACUUCAAUAAGUCAUGACCAUGACGUGGAUCUGGAUACAGAGCUUGAUCUUUUGAGAAAUAAGCUCUCCGAGGUCAGAAAAGAGAAUAUUGUAUUAAACCAAGAACUGCAAGCUUUGGAAAGGCAAACUGCUUCCAGUAACUCCCAAAUCAGUCAUUUCAACGAAGCAUUACAACUAUAUGAGCAAAGUUCUGUGAAUGACAUGUUCCAGGAAAUGAUCAGAACUGCAUCGGAGCUUCGUGUGAAAAUAGGAAAGCUGAAGAAAAGGACGGAGGAAACCAAGCUCGCUAUUGUAGAGAAGGUUCAUACAAAUGGAGACAUCUCUCACCAUCACAAGGGUUUCUCUAAUGCUAAGCUGGAUGAUAUUCAAGAAUUUUUAUCUGAUUUGAAGAAGAUUUGAAGUUAUUUCACCAUGACUUCAAUCUUACUGUAUAUCAUGCUUGCUUACGAAACUUGUCACUAUGAGUUCUUCAAUGUUUAAACUUUAUUUAGCAGUUGUGAGAUAUUCUAAACAAAAUUUGUAUUAUAUAUCAUUUUGGAUUGAUGACUAUCCUUGGUAAUCUUCUUUGAGAGUUUGCAGAUGAGCCAUGAGUAGUUGGCUCAAUCCUUCCUAUGGUUUGCAUUACA
Messenger RNA from Cucumis sativus (cucumber), 1109 nucleotides. Its product is annotated as protein MIS12 homolog. Lineage: Eukaryota; Viridiplantae; Streptophyta; Magnoliopsida; Cucurbitales; Cucurbitaceae. Bases 166 to 882 code for a protein of 238 amino acids. Gene Ontology annotation, cellular component: nucleus; chromosome, centromeric region. Gene Ontology annotation, biological process: mitotic cell cycle; mitotic sister chromatid segregation; protein localization to kinetochore. The transcript is spliced from 7 exons. The record is from RefSeq and is a predicted model, not a curated record.